UGAGAGUGAAUUAGAACGACCAUUUCACAGGAAAGUGACAACGGAGAAACUGGUAUUUUUUCACAGAAAUCAUGGCAUAUAUCAAUGCUGAUGUAUCCCAUUGGCUGUGCGUUUUGGUCAUCACCAUAGCGAUGUUCUGGGGGAGGUGCCAAGCAAGCAUUCUCGACCAAUCAGACGACUCACAAAUAAAAUUUCGGUCAACACACUUUGAAGAUAGAGAAGGUAGAUUUAUGCAGGAAUCAGAUUUCAAACGAGGAUUCUGGGACAAACGUGGAUACGGCGAUAAAAGAGGAUACGGCGAUAAACGAGAAACCAGUGAUCCGGAAAGUGGAAUCACCGGACUUUUAUCUGUUUUUAGAAGCAUAGUUCCCACUGUAUUGGACACAGAGAAUACUGCCAUGAAAAAAGACAAACAAACACAUCAAAACGACUUUAAAAGAGGCUUCUGGGAUAAGCGAGGUUACGGUGACAAACGAUCAUGGCGUUUAUAUCCAUAUUUUUAAGGCAGAUUUUAGAAGAAUUAGUUUCGAAAGCAAAAACAAAAACAUUAAGGGAUUUCGAAACGAAAGAUAAAUAAAAAUGUUUAAAAUAUUGAU
Molecule: messenger RNA, 596 nt
Organism: Pecten maximus
Lineage: Eukaryota; Metazoa; Mollusca; Bivalvia; Pectinida; Pectinidae
Exons: 2
Coding region: 72-503 (143 amino acids)
Source: RefSeq, a predicted model, not a curated record